AUGUGUGGCUGCACACAAAGCACCCAAGACCAAGUGCUCCAUUUGGAAGGGGAACCCAGUCCUUCUGCAGCCCCAACAUCCACGAUAGCACCUAGGAAAAUGCCCAAAAGCAUUUCAAUAUCCAAACAACUGGCUUCUAUUAAAGCUCUGCAGAAGGGCUCAGAUCUGGAAAAAGCCGUGGCCACCACUGCUCUGGUUUUCAGAAAUGCUUCAGACCCUGAUGGCAGACUCGGAAAAGCUAAAGCCAAAAACCUGCUUCACUCUCAAUUCAGGAAUUUCAUAGAGGGACAAGAAACAAAACCAAAAUACAGAGAGAUCCUUUCUGAACUCGAAGAACAUACAGAAAAUAAGCUGGAUUUUGAGGAUUUCAUGAUCUUGCUUCUAAGCAUCACUAUAAUGUCAGAUCUGCUGCAAAGUAUAUGGCAUGUAAAAAUCACAAAAUAA
Messenger RNA from Chrysochloris asiatica (Cape golden mole), 444 nucleotides. RefSeq names its product sentan, cilia apical structure protein (gene SNTN). The record is from RefSeq and is a predicted model, not a curated record. Gene Ontology annotation, molecular function: transition metal ion binding. Lineage: Eukaryota; Metazoa; Chordata; Mammalia; Afrosoricida; Chrysochloridae. The transcript has 4 exons. Bases 1 to 444 code for a protein of 147 amino acids.